AUGGCGAAGACAAAGGCCAAGCCCGGCACCGUCAAGCACCGCUCGAGCGACACGGACCCGAACUUGCAGGAUGAGGCGAACUCUCAAGUUGUGGCUGAGGUGGCUGAUGGAAACAAGGCUGGAGCCCUGCCUACGACCCCAACUGGACCCAAGAUUCCGAAGAAGAAGAAAGCUGGCGCUGCGAAGGCUAAGAAGAAUGUACAGGCGCAAGGAGACGAUGCUGCAAAGGCUGACAAAAAAAGCCCGGCGAAGAAGAGCCACGCAGUCGCCCCGCCAGCCCCGGUGAAGGCGACCGGCAAGAGCCCAGCCAAGAAAAUCCAAAGCAACACGAUUCCGAAGAGCCCUGCAAAGAAAGUUCAAGGAAAAUCUGCUAUCUCGAAGAGCCCCGCCAAGAAACCUGCAGUGAAGGCAGUCAGCAAUGUUUCGAAAAGCCCGGCCAAACAGUCCAAGGGCAAAGCUGCAAUCUCGAAGAGCCCCGUCAAGAAAACUGUCGCAGCAGCUCUGAAAGGCCCGGCCAAGGUUCAAGGCUCACAUGCCACGCAGCUGCGUCGGCUGAUCAGGCGGGGCCGAAGGCUGGAGAAGCGCACGGCCGACGCUCAUCAUGAACAAGUUAUCAUCCCGAAAAAGAAAGCGAAGGCUGGAACCGUCGUUGCUCAGGCCGAGCAUACACCUGUGAAGGUCACUGCGAAGAAAACUAAGAAGAAGAGGUUGUCGGUGGCCGCUCCGUCGCCUAAAACGCUCGCCAAAGCUGACGAACCGCCGCCGAAGGUUGCCUCGAAGAAGAAGAAGAUGGCUGUCAAGAAACAUACAAUCCUCACGACUCCUACGGGAAAACCCGGACCAAAGUUGUCGGCUGGAAAGUCUCCCGCGAAGUCGCCGAAAAAGAAAGCUAUUGCCAGCCAUCAUGGAACUUCAGCGCCGAUUGCCAAAGCCCCCAGCUCGCCCCAAGCCGCACCAGCCAAGAAGGUA
This is a messenger RNA of Mesorhabditis spiculigera, 969 nucleotides long. The record is from the annotation of a GenBank genome assembly. NCBI's taxonomy places the organism in Eukaryota, Metazoa, Nematoda, Chromadorea, Rhabditida, Rhabditidae.